Molecule: messenger RNA, 2849 nt
Organism: Chionomys nivalis (European snow vole)
Lineage: Eukaryota; Metazoa; Chordata; Mammalia; Rodentia; Cricetidae
Gene: Eri2
Product: ERI1 exoribonuclease family member 2
Exons: 10
Coding region: 134-2287 (717 amino acids)
Biological process (GO): exonucleolytic trimming to generate mature 3'-end of 5.8S rRNA from tricistronic rRNA transcript (SSU-rRNA, 5.8S rRNA, LSU-rRNA)
Molecular function (GO): nucleic acid binding; zinc ion binding; 3'-5'-RNA exonuclease activity
Source: RefSeq, a predicted model, not a curated record
CAUCCGCAGGCGGCUUGUCUGGGUCUGAAAAGGCCGGCCUCGGGCCCCACGCCGCCAUCCUCGCCAGGCUGGAGGAGCCCGAGGAGCCGGGUUCUGGGGCGGCGUGCCGUUUCGGGUCUGGGAAGCCCCUGGAAUGCAGCUUGGAUUAAUUAGGAGAAAGUCAGUUGCCCCAGCAAGUGGGAAUCCAGGAAGAAGCAGAUUCAAACAGGUGUAUGACUACUUAAUUGUCAUUGAUUUUGAGUCCACAUGCUGGAAAGAUGGGAAACAACACAGGAGUCCUGAAAUAAUUGAAUUUCCAGCAGUUUUGUUGAGUACGGCAACUGGAGAGAUUGAAUCUGAGUUCCAUGCUUAUGUUCAACCUCAGGAGCAUCCAGUUCUUUCUGAAUUUUGCACAGAACUGACAGGGAUAAAGCAGACUGGACUUAAAGUGUAUACUUCUGUGAAACUCUGGCGUUACCAGCCUCGUUUCUCUCACCUCGUUGAACUCAAGUCACUGCAUUGUUUCUCGCCUAUAAUCUCAGCAUGUUUGUACCAGGUUCAAGUUGAUGAAGGAGUCCCUCUGAAGAUUUGCUUAUCUCAGUUCUGUAAAUGGAUUCAUAAGAUUCAGCAACAAAAGAAAAUCAUUUUUGCUCCUAGGGAUUCAGAGCCUUCUCCUUCUGAAGUAAAAUUGUGUGCUUUUGUUACCUGGUCAGACUGGGACUUGGGGGUUUGCCUAGAAUAUGAGUGUAGAAGAAAGCAGCUGCUAAAACCCGGGUUCCUGAAUUCUUGGAUUGAUCUCAGAGCAACUUACAAGCUUUUUUAUAAGCGAAAACCCAAAGGACUAAAUGGUGCGUUGCAGGAAGUGGGAAUAGAAUUUUCAGGACGAGAACAUUCUGGCUUAGAUGAUUCUCGGAACACUGCUCUUCUUGCUUGGAAAAUGAUCAGGGAUGGUUGCCUAAUGAAAAUUACCAGAUCCUUGAACAAGGUUCUCACUAAGAGGAAUCCCAAGAUUUUGGUCAGAAAUUUGGGCACAGAUCAAACUGAAGAAACAUCUGCCUGCAACACUAGCAUCCAGGGUCCCAGUGUACAUCGAAAGGAGCCCAAAAGUACAGUAAAUACCCAGGAAAAUGCUCAAAUGAAUUUAGUUUGUGUGAAUUCCUCUAUAAAGGACCAGUUACAGCUAAAGACCAAAUCAGGUCUUCACAAUGUCAAAUGUGGCUUAACUUCUUUCACUUCUAAGCCCUCGACCUCUGUGAAACAACUGUGUUCUCCCACCUUGAAUCCAUCUCUCUUUAUGCAGAAGCAAAGAAGAAGUGAACAGUUAGCACCGAAUAACACUUCAAGGUCCUCGGCACUUAACUCCAACUUGGUACUUGUGUCUACAACCAUUCCAUCUGUUAAUGUUGUUUCUGAUGGAGAAGUGGGUUGUACUGUUGACUGUUUACCUAUGUUGACUGAGUGGGAAGAUGUAGUUUUACUGCCAGCAUCUCAGGCUGAACAAGAUAAAGAUUGUGUGCCUCGUGUUAGUAACACAAAUGUAGAGACUUCAUUUAAUUCUGGAGAGAGAUCGAUAGUUUUAGAAGAACCAGAAACCCUUAGUUAUGAAAACUUUGACAAUCCCAAGGAAACUCCUCAAAACUUUGAGACACCUAAGUGUAUUGUGUAUAAGAGUCCUCACAGUACAGUCUAUAAUGUAAAAGAAGCCAAACAUCCGAGUUCAGAUGCUUCUGCUUUUAAAUUGCCUGAAUGCAAACCAUUUACCAUCAACAGUCUUAAUGCCAAUGCCUCACAUCCUUCGGUUUUGAGGAAACAACCUCUUUUUUUAGGUGGUACUAAAAGGAAUUCAUCUAGUCCCCCAGCUUUCCCACGAGCCAAAAAGCAGACCUUCACUAUUCAUGAUGAAAAGUCUGCAUCAUCUACAUGCUCCCCAGGAACUUCUUCCCGGAAAGUUCUUUCCUCUGUAUUGACAUCCACAGUUAACCUACAAGAGCCUUGGGAGAGCGGGAAGAUGACACCUCCCUUAUGCAAGUGUGGCAGAAGGUCUAAGCGGCUUGUUGUUUCCAAUAAUGGACCAAACCAUGGGAAAGUCUUCUACUGUUGCCCUGUUGGGAAGUUCCAAGAAGACAGAAAAUGCUGCAGUUAUUUUAAAUGGGAACAAACACUUCAAAAGGAAAGAGCCAAUAGCAGAGCUCUGUCUCAUUCCCCAGGACUCACUUUCAGCUCUCCAGAAACAAGUCAUAUUCAUGAUAGAAAUUUGAGUUUUCCUAUUAAAAAUUCUUUACGACUCAGACCUUCAAUGAGAAAUUGAUAAAUUCUCCUCUAAACUGUUUUUUACUUCAGUAUAAGCUUCAUGUGACUUUUAUACCGGAAAAUAAAAGUAUCAGGGUCAAGUUUCAAGGUCUCAGUAUUCCUGCAACCACAGCUACACUGGAGUAGUUCACACGGAGGGGAAGUAAUUUGCAUGACUUUUACUCUUGCCCAGUAGUUUUCUGACAACUGUCCCUUGUCUGUUCUUGUAGGAAUCCUCAUUCCCUAAAUUCUCUAAUGUGUAUUUGGAUAAUGUCACAGAACUAUAUUUCAUAUAUUAACAUUUGCUGAAUUUAUCAAACUAUCAUGAGCCACAAGAAAAAAAAUCCUUUUAUAAACCAUAUUUAUUUACUAAGUAGCCAUAGCACAUGACAGCUUUCUCUUGUAGACCUUGAAGCAAAUUUCACACUAUUUUUAAAUUACUUGAGUGAAAAUAUGACUAAUAAAUUCUUAUUCAACUUUUAGGUAAAUAUUCUAAGAAUUAUGACAAUUUUCUAAAAACAAGUUACUUUGUUUUUUUAAGAGUUUUAAUAUUUGUUCUGAUUUGUAUAUUAACACAUUAG